This is a messenger RNA of Racocetra persica, 792 nucleotides long. NCBI's taxonomy places the organism in Eukaryota, Fungi, Glomeromycota, Glomeromycetes, Diversisporales, Gigasporaceae. The record is from the annotation of a GenBank genome assembly.
AAUUUGUCUAUUAGUAACCCAAAACAUAUCUAUGAACCCUCUAAAGACCCAUCAGCACACCCAUCUCUUCGUAGACUAAACAAGCAAGCUUAUGAACAGAUGAACACAAUGUCUAGAGCUAGUCUUUGUCAAGAAUAUCUUCAGGGAAGAACACCCAUUCAAGCGCUUUUAGAUAACCUUAAAAAAGGUCUAUUUGAAUACGAUUUUAUGUGCGAUUCAGAGGAUCAUAUAACUCAUCUUUUUUUCUCUCACAACAAAUCUAUUAAGUUAACUCAGGCAUAUCCUACUGUUUUAUUAAUGGAUUGCACAUAUAAAAUGAACAAAUUCAAGAUGCUGUUAUUAAACAUCGUGGGUGUAACAAGUUUUAAUAUAACUUUUUUUUCAUGCUUUGUGUUUCUUAAAAAUGAGAAUAAAGAAGAUUACGAAUGGGCACUUAUAUGGGUAUUCUGCUUGUUUAAUAGAAUUGACAAACCAAAGGUUAUCAUUACAGAUUGUGAACUAGCACUUGUUAAUGCACUUGAAAAAAAAGUAUUUCUCCAAGGUUGGACAAACGUAAUGAGGUCAAAGACGGAAGAAGAUUUCACAAUUCAAUGGCAGAAGUUAUGCACUAAUUAUGUGUACGAGCAGUACAUCAAAGCAUUAUCUGCUAAUCCUUUACCAACUUGCACUGGUUUGCCCUGUGUCCAUACGAUCAAAAGUCGUCUUGUGGCCCACCAAAUAUUAAAUAUUCAUGACAUUAAUCAACAAUGGUGGAUUGAUAAAGAUCAACAAGAUUUAGCCGAAGAUGAUUGA